Messenger RNA from Argentina anserina (silverweed cinquefoil), 3305 nucleotides. RefSeq names its product B3 domain-containing protein Os07g0563300. Gene Ontology annotation, molecular function: zinc ion binding; DNA binding. NCBI's taxonomy places the organism in Eukaryota, Viridiplantae, Streptophyta, Magnoliopsida, Rosales, Rosaceae. The transcript is spliced from 14 exons. The record is from RefSeq and is a predicted model, not a curated record. The coding region runs from base 184 to 2889 and encodes 901 amino acids.
AAGAAAUGCCCUUCUCUCUCUAAAACCCUCUCUCUCUCUCUCUCUCUCUCUCUCGCUCUAUAUGAUUACGUACAGAUCAGGCCGAGCUUUCCCUGCGCUUCGAUUCCUAUAGAGAGCUCCAGCUCUCUCUUCGUGAAGCUCAAUUUCUAGGGUUCUAGCAAGCGCCGGCGGGCUCGUACUUCGAUGUCGACCGCGUCGUCUUCUUCUUUAUCCUCCAACUGCUGCUACAAUUCCGAGUGCGGCGAAUUGAAGUCGGAGCACCCCCGGAAGGCCUGGCGCCUCCGCACCGGUGACUGCGCCGAGCUCUGCGAUCGAUGCGCUGUCAUAUACGAUGAUGGAAUAUUCUGUGAGACUUUCCAUUUGAAAGCUUCUGGGUGGAGGUGUUGUGAGUCAUGUGGAAAGCGGGUUCAUUGUGGAUGUAUCGUUUCAGCUCAAGCCUUUACCUUGUUGGAUCCUGGAGGGAUUGAGUGUGUAACAUGUGCGAGGAAACAAAUUAUUUUGACAUCAAAUUCAGCAUGGCCACCAACUAUGUUCUUUAAUUCACCUUUAUCUGAAAGACGGAAGGACAUGUUUGGCAAAAAUUGGACUCAGUUAGCUGGAUCUGGUCCUGUACCAUGGAGGCAGGCACCCAAUUUAUUUAAUUCUUCAGUUUCUUCAUCUGAGCUGCAUACGAGGGUGCCAUAUGGUAUUGAUGGUUCAAUGGGAGUCAAUAAACUUAAUUCCGGUGAAAGAAUAUCAGUCCAACCAUUGGAAAAGAAGAAAACUGAUGAUUUUUCUGAAAGACUAUUGAAAGUGAACCUUGCAAUUGGCACAUCAGUUAGUUUUGAAAAUGGGAACGCAGGAAAUAAUUGCAUGGAACAAAGUACUUCAUGUGUAAAUAUAUCUCAACAGCCGGUCUCUUUGACGGAGGAACCAUCUACUCCACAAUUUGUCCUGUCUGCUCCUUAUGUAUCAGCAAGUGAGACAAACGGUCAACCAAAUGGUCAGAUGUUGGCUACAGGAACCAAUUUGCGGCCUAUCCUUCCUGUGGUAAAGCAGUUUCAUGGUACUUUAUAUAAUGGAGUCGAAUUGUCGAUUGAUAGUCAGAUCCGCAAUGGAAGGCUUCGAGCAGAUCCCAGAGGAAGACUUCCACGAUACUGGCCUAGGUUUACUGAUCAAGAGCUACAACAAAUGUCCGGAGAUUCAAAUUCUGUCAUUACUCCAUUAUUUGAGAAAAUGUUGAGCGCAAGUGAUGCUGGGAAGAUUGGACGUCUGGUGUUGCCAAAAAAGUGCGCAGAGGCCUACUUCCCACCGAUUUCUAGUCCCGAAGGAUUACCACUUGUAGUGCAAGAUUCAAAAGGCAAGAAUUGGGUAUUUCAGUUUCGCUUCUGGCCCAACAAUAAUAGCAGAAUGUAUGUUUUGGAGGGCGUUACUCCUUGCAUACAGUCUAUGCAAUUGCAAGCAGGCGACAUAGUGACAUUCAGUCGAUUAGAUCCUGGAGGGAAGUUGGUUUUGGGGUGCAGAAGGGCUUCAACUACUCCAUCUGAUCAGGAAAAUGAUUCAAAGAAGAUGGGGAAUGGAAUUUCAGCCCGCGUUGAUGUUAGUAUAACAGAUACUAACUCUGGUGAAGUUUUUUCAAAUGCUGAAUUGGCAGAUCCCUUUACAUUCCCCAAAGGUGAUACAUCUGGUUACGUAUCAAAAGAUGUAGAGGGAGCUAAAUCUUUGAUCCAUCGGAAAAGGAAAAAUAGCACCUUGGGUUCUAAGAGUAAGCGCCUGAAAAUUGAAAAGGACGAUCUGAUAGAGCUGAAGAUAACAUGGGAAGAAGCUCAAGGACUGCUUCGACCUCCUCCUAACCGUGUUCCUACUGUUGUGGUGAUUGAAGGUUUUGAGUUUGAGGAAUAUGAGGAUGGUCCGAUUCUUGGGAAACCGACACUUUUCACUAAGGGAAGUAAAGGUGAGAAGAUUCAGUGGGCACAAUGUGAAGUCUGUUGCAAGUGGCGCAAAUUGCCUGUUAAUGCUCUUCUUCCCUCAAAGUGGACUUGCUCGGAUAAUUCAUGGGACCCUGAUAGGUCUUUGUGUUCAGCAGCUCAAGAGUUGACAACAGAGCAGCUUGAAGAUCUGCUUCCACGUAGUAGUUCAGUUCCUCCUAAGAAUAUAAAGGCCGCUAAACAAGACCCAGAUAACAUAGCAGCGUUGGAAGGGCUUGAUACACUGGCAAACCUAGCUAUCUUGGGAGAGAGUGAGUCACUCUCAGCAUCAGCGCAGGCCACAACAAAGCACCCCCGACAUAGGCCUGGAUGCUCAUGCAUUGUCUGCAUCCAGCCCCCCAGUGGGAAGGGUCCUAAACACAAGCAAACAUGCAUCUGUAAUGUAUGCUCGACAGUAAAGCGCCGCUUCCGUACUCUAAUGAUGCGGCGUGAGAAAAAUAAGUCGGAGAAAGAAGCAGAAACCACACGAAAAAAGCAGCACCAACAGCAAUUACUAGAGGACGACACCCUCUUAAGUGGCCACAUAGGAGGCAGCAGUCCAAAUAACAGAGUGGAGAUCCUCGACCUUUCUGAUGAUGACGUUAAUAGGACUAAAUCUCCAACUCCACCUUAUAAAGGCCAAAUUGACCUGAACAUCCAGCCAGAGCGGGAGGAAGAUCUAUCACCUGGCUCAGAUUCUGGUGGCAUGAUAAAGUUGCUUCAAGAUGCCACAGAAAGAUAUCUGAGGCAGCAGAGGCAGAGUUUAUCUUCAGCUUCUGGCGUUGACAGAUCAUUGGGCAACAAGUCACUGCUAGCUGGAAGUGAAGCAGGGGGAGAACCACUUGGCAACAUCGCAAUUCUCGCGAAUGGCAAUCAUGAUGGUGGAAAUGAUCACCCUCCAACUUUAUCUGUCAAAGCAUCUGCUUCAAUGACAUUUACGUGAUAAAAUCAAUGGAGCCAUUGUGGAAUGAUACGUCAAUCAUCAAUGGGUUGUUGGUUCUGAACUCGUUAUAGUUUCCGUUGUACAUUCAUCAUCGACAUGGCGUCUCAGGUUGUACAGAAAGAAGAGAGGUAGGAAGAAGGCGUCUGGGAAACUAUAGCUGGGGAUAUGUUGUGUUCUCUAAAGUAAUAUAAACGGUAAUAUAUAGAGAAAUGAUAACUGCAAUUUCGUAACUGUAGUUUCUUUUUUAGAGGCUAAAUCACCCGGCUGUCUAGUGCAGUGACAUUGAGGAUGUAACUUAUACAUCUCCUUUUGGGUCGCAGUAGUGGAAGUAGCAUUCACCAAUUGGGUAUUUUACUUUUUGGGAUGCAAGUGUUUAGCAUAUAUCAAUCAAUUGAUUAUCAUAUUGUUGAUUUCAA